CACUAUCAAUAGCUGCUCAGUGUUCCUUUCAACAAAUGGUGUGGGUGAACAGCGCAUGCGCGUGACCGAGCUCAACGAAGCAAAGUCGGGCUGAUCCAAGGGGUCCACAUCAAAAAUAUCCAAAAAUAAGAGAAACGCUAACGGAGCUUAGUUCCUCCCUCAGUCAUGUCUGGGUUUCUGGACGGGAUCCGAUGCGGGGACUGCGAGUGCAGUGUGGACUGGGGCGAAAAAAGAAACUCAAUCGCCUCCAUAGCUGCUGGAGUUCUGUUCUUUACUGGUUGGUGGAUCAUCAUAGAUGCAGCAGUGAAGUAUCCGCAACAGGCUGAGUUCCCCCAUGCUUAUCACACAUGUGGAGUCAUUGCUACAUUGGCUUUUCUCAUGAUAAACGCUGUGUCAAAUGGCCAGGUGAGAGGUGACAGCUACAGUGAAGGCUGCAUGGGACAGACAGGCGCUCGUGUGUGGCUCUUCAUUGGCUUCAUGUUGGCUUUUGGCUCACUCAUUGCUUCCAUGUGGAUCCUGUUUGGUGGUUUUGUCGUCCCCGAUUCAAACGAGUCAACAGACCAGCCUCCCACUAACGUUACCCUUCCAAGUACGAUUGAAGCAAAGCCUGUUGUGUACCCAGGGAUAGCCAUUUUCUUUCAGAAUGCAUUCAUUUUUUUCGGGGGUUUGGUGUUCAAGUUUGGACGUACAGAGGAUCUGUGGCAAUAGCUGACUCCCAAGUGUAUCUGUCCAUCGUUAAAAAAACAGCUAUGUUGUAUGAGACAGUAUGCUCCCGGCUUCAGCAAUUACUCAUCGCUUUAUACGUUUUAUUUUUUAGAGUUCAGAAUUUUCAUAUUUAAUUUAUGUUUUUUGUUGCCGUUUAAAAAAAAAAAAAAAACUAAA
Molecule: messenger RNA, 882 nt
Organism: Doryrhamphus excisus (bluestripe pipefish)
Lineage: Eukaryota; Metazoa; Chordata; Actinopteri; Syngnathiformes; Syngnathidae
Source: RefSeq, a predicted model, not a curated record